This is a messenger RNA of Glycine soja, 1120 nucleotides long. RefSeq lists its product as uncharacterized. NCBI's taxonomy places the organism in Eukaryota, Viridiplantae, Streptophyta, Magnoliopsida, Fabales, Fabaceae. The coding region runs from base 433 to 849 and encodes 138 amino acids. The record is from RefSeq and is a predicted model, not a curated record. The transcript has 6 exons.
AAGUGCCUUUUCCUCUCUCUCUACUCUGUCAAAAGUCCCAACCCACUCCUUUGUUUUCAUUUGCUCUUAUGUUCAAUAAAUGAAUUUUCUGAACCAAUUCUAAUGUGAUUAUUUAUUACUCCCCCUCUCUCUCUCCAGGUAACUGCUGUCAGCAAUCUAGCAAAGCUUUGAACUUAGUGGCUUUGUCUAUAAUGCAUAUGCCUUCUGCUCAGAGCUUUGUUAGGUUUCCUGACUUCUGAUUGGCAGUCUUAUUCGGGAUCUCAACAAAGGCUGAUAAAUUGCGUGAACAUGCGACUGAAAUUGAUCUCUGGAUGAGUUUGAAGUGCAGGCACCCAUCAUUAUUGGUUAAUUAGAUCUGACAAAAAUAACCUAUUUUUUGGAGCUGAUGGAAUAUUUUUAAUUCUUUCUGCAAGGAUUUUUAACUGUGGCAUUAUGCUUGAAAAAUUGAAGACAAUUCAAAAGAGUUUCCCUCAUAUUAAUAUUAUGGGUUUGAAAGCAAUUCACUCUUCUGAUCAAGUGCACCUAAUCCAGUUACUGAUGACAGAAAAUAUAACAUUCCCCAUUUUGUUGUCUCGGCAGAAAACUCCUAAGAUAGAGAAAGGUGCGUGCUACAUAUUGUUUAAAAUUUUUAGAAGCCCAGUAAUUUAUCAUGAGAAGGAUGCAGGUCUUGAAAUUCUAAGCAAAGCUGUUCAGGAGUUACAAGAGCAACCUGAUGGUGAUUCUAAGUCACUUAACCUAGUGAGAUGUACGUCAUUGAAGCAAGAUGGGAUCAUUAAGGAUGAAUGUAGUUUUUCUCCGCUUCAGAAUUUACUUCUAUAUUACCCAGGUAACCAAGAGGUUGAUAAAUGAUUUUUCUGUAUUUCUUAUCUCAGAAAAGUUGACUGGCAAAUUUCCUGAGAAUGAGCCAGAUAAAUCAAGUCUCUGUCCUUUAUCUUUCCUUUUCAGAUAUUACAUCUUAGAGUAUGCUUUUGUAUACCUUUGUUAAGUGUCGUAAUAUAUUUGCCACCAAUUUUUGUGGAGUGAAUUCAAUGUUAUACCAGGGAUGAAAAGUUGUUUCUGUUUAUGUGAAACAUAAUGAUGUUGUGAAAUCAGGCAUGGAAUUCAGUAGGGAAUGUAUACA